AAAACUUUAACUACAUACUACGCUAGAUGAACAUCGCAGUAACAUAAUUGGAUUAAAUGAUUCAAAUUCAUGUUUACAUUACACAUUUUCUGUCGAUUUUCGUAUCCCAAAUUCUGUAAUUGGCUGUCUUUGCUGUCAUAUCCAUGACGGAUCCGUAACUAACCUUCACACCGAGCAUUGUCCAUGCAAUGGCCCACCGAGAUGAAGAGGCUAGGAACUUUACAGUUUUCUUUCCUGUUCUUAAAUGUGUUGUUCUGGGCGGUGGGGAUCGGUAUCGUGGGCUUCGUCUCCUGGACACUGUCCUCCCUCCCCAGUAACACAGAGUUCCUCUCAGUGGCCUUUGCUUUCCUGUACGUCAUCUUGUUCUUGGGACUCGUCAUUGCAGCCACAGGACUUUUAGGAUGCCUCGGCGGGUUGUUCAGAAGCAUCUGUCUACUCAAAAUUUAUAUCGGAUUAAUGGUGGCUUUCGUUUUCGUGGAGGUUGCCAUAGCAAUAGGUGCUUACACUCAGAAGGAUCAGAUUCCAACACUGAUCACCUCCACGUGGCCCCAGCUCAACAACGACACAAAGUUCACACUCCAGGCCGGGCUGGAGUGUUGUGGGGUCAACAACUACACAGAGUACGGCGCCAACCUAGCGGACCUCCCCCAAAGCUGCUUCAAGGUCUAUGACACCCUGACGGUCCACACCAAAUCGUGGACUCUUCUCUUCACGACGCCAUGCCUUCAGCAGCUUCAGCACUGGUUCGAUGCUAACCUACCAGUCUGGGCGACAAUACUGGUUCUCAUCUGCCUCAUACAAUUUAUGAGUAUGGGGCUAAGCGUGGGAGUAAUGGUGGGUAUAGAAGAGAGAACCAAAGUCCACCCGGCUCCGGAUCCACCUGACGAGGAACAACCUGCAGACGGCGCAACCAUUGUCUGUUCCGAAUCGCCUCAUCUUCAAUCGUCACGCAUGAGCGAGUUCUCGGACCAGCAGUCCCUGUCCUCGGGGGACACAACAAACCGGAAGUUGUCGCAAGUUCCAGAAGAAGAGGAGGAUUACCUGUCGUCGGGUGUCGUCUGCUGUGACUCCAAGGACGACCUCAGCACCACAAGGUCCCCAGCGUCGUCUGUCCGGCACUUGGUGACAGAAGGCACGGAGGAGACUGGUGUUGGGAAAGAUGAAGUGAACGAGGAGGAAGCGGUCAUAUCCGAGGGUCCAGACAAGUCCGAGGACUCAAUUCCAAGUCACAGGGACCUCCUGGUGGCUUACAGUGAAGAAACCAGGAGAUAUGAGAAUCAGCCAACGCCAGAGACCAAUGAGUUGGAUAACUUCCAGUCCACAGGACUUCAACAAAACAGUGGAGAAAACGCCGCCCAGCAAGAUGAUGUCCGCGGCCAGACAGCGUCUCCCAUCUCCUCACAACCUCCUGAAGACACCUCCGCUGGUGAUAGAGAUGAAGAUAAUAUCGAUGACGUCACCACUGGAAGACAUGUUGAUGAAGGAAGAAUGGGCAUCCAGACAGGACUGGAAGGAGGCGUCCAAUUUCAAGAAAACGACGUCCAGCAUCAGACACUGGAAAGUGAUCAACACGAGACUUCGAAAGAUGCAGACAACAUUUCUAAUGUUCAACCUAGUGAGAGCGAGAUUAAAACAUGCGAACUACAGGAAGGGAGCGGUGACAAAUUAUCGAACAAGAACUUAAGGAAUCACGAAGAAGUGACACUUUGUAGAGAGGGGACAUUUGAUAUUUCAAAGGACGAGAAUCGAGCAUCACAGAACAAUUGAGUACCGUAAUCCAAUUACAUGUACCAGCGAUCUACUACGAGUUAUCCCGCCUUGCGUACUUAACGAAUUUACCGCAAAUCGAAUCAAGUCAAAUAUUGCACUUACUUGUUUAAUUUAUGCGGACUUUGCUGUAGGAAUAAAUCAACUGUAAAUAGAA
Molecule: messenger RNA, 1924 nt
Organism: Magallana angulata
Lineage: Eukaryota; Metazoa; Mollusca; Bivalvia; Ostreida; Ostreidae
Exons: 9
Coding region: 184-1767 (527 amino acids)
Cellular component (GO): membrane
Source: RefSeq, a predicted model, not a curated record